CGGAGGUGCCGGGCGGGCGCGGGGUGCCGGCAGGAAGCGGGGAGGGGCGGCGGGCGGGGGCCUCCGGAAAAGCGCCCCGACUUCCUGCCCCGCCGGAGCCAGGAAGCGGGAGCCGGGACCCAGGGCCGGGAUCGCCGAGCCCGACCUCGGGCGCCCCGCCGGUCACCUCCCCGCGCGGACACCAGCCCGGCAGCGCCCAUGGAGGCAGAGGACUGCACCCGAGGGGUGGCCCCCGGGGCUCCCCGGCCUGGCCUGGUGCCCGUCAGCAUCAUUGGGGCGGAGGAUGAGGAUUUCGAGAACGAGCUGGAGACGAACUCGGAGGAGCACAACAGCCAGUUCCAGAACCUGGAGGAGGUGAAGCGGCGCCCGGCACACCUCAUGGCCCUCCUGCACCAUGUGGCCCUGCAGUUCGAGCCAGGACCUCUGCUCUGCUGCCUGCACGCGGACAUGCUGGCCUCGCUCGGCCCCAAGGAGGCCAAGAAGGCCUUCCUCGACUUCUACCACAGCUUCCUGGAGAAGACCGCGGUCCUGCGGGUGCCGGUCCCACCCUCUGUUGCCUUUGAACUUGACCGCACGCGGCCCGACCUCCUCUCGGAGGACAGCCAGAGGCAGUCGGUGCAGGAGGUGGUGCAGAGCCAGCAGGCGGCCGUGGGGCGGCAGCUGGACGACUUCCGCUCCAAGCGGCUCAUGGGCAUGACGCCCUGGGAGCAGGAGCUGAGCCAGCUGGAGGUCUGGGUGGGCCGCGACCGUGCCACCUUCGAGGCCCGGGAGCGGCACGUAGCAGAGCGGCUGCUGUCCCACAUGGAGGAGAUGCAACACACUAUCUCUGCGGAUGAGGAGAAAAGUGCCGCCGUGGUCAAUGCCAUCAGCGUCUACAUGCGCCACCUCGGGGUGCGUACCAAGAGCUGUGACAAGAAGUUGGGGAGGAACUUCUUCCGGAAAAAGGUGAUGGGGAACCGGCGGUCAGACGAGCCGGCCAAGAGCAAGAAGGGACUGAGCAGCUUCCUGGAGGCAGCCCGCAGGAAUCGGGGAGAACCCCAGGCCCCAGAUUUCCGACACGUCAGAGCUGAUGCUGAUGCUGAGAAGCCAGGUCUCACAGAACGGAAGGGAGGCCUGGGGCUACCUUCCCGGGACCGGAAUACCGGGGGCUCUGGGCAGGACCCCCCUGGAGUCUCUCUGCUCCCGCCGCCCGGAGACAGUCCAGACCGGGAUGCAGGUGUGGACGCCCCUCCGGAGAUGGGGGAGCUGUCACUGCAAGGCCCCGCCAGCCUGGAGCCCCCCGCCCCCCUGGAGAACACAGAGGAGGGCGCUGACCCAGAGAGGCUGUCGGGGCGUCUGGGGCGCUCAGAGAGCCUGCGGGUGACUGACCGCCGCCGGCCUUCCCGGGGCAGCCUCGGGGCGAAGGGCCGGGGUGGGGGCCGCUCCCGGAGCGACGUGGACAUGGACCCCAGCUCUGCCACGGCGGCGCUUGGCCCUGCCCGACGAGCCACCCCCGAGCCUGGGAAUGAGGGGGAGCCGGGGCGGCCUGCACAGGACCCUGAGCCCGAAGAGCCCCCCGGCUGGCGAGAGCUGGUCCCCCCAGACACCCUGCACAGCCUGCCCAAGAGCCAGGUGAAGCGGCAGGAGGUGAUCAGCGAGCUGCUGGUGACGGAGGCAGCCCACGUGCGCAUGCUCCGGGUGCUGCAUGAUCUCUUCUACCAGCCCAUGGCCGAUGGCGGCUUCUUCCCCCUGGAGGAGCUGCAGAACAUCUUCCCCAGCCUGGACGAGCUCAUCGAAGUGCACUCCCUGUUCCUUGAUCGCAUGAUGAAGCGGAGGCAGGAAAGUGAAUACCUCAUCGAGGAGAUCGGAGACGUGCUGCUGGCCCGGUUCGAUGGGACCGAGGGCUCCUGGUUCCAGAAAAUCUCCUCCCGCUUCUGUAGCCGCCAGUCAUUUGCCUUAGAGCAGCUCAAAGCCAAACAGCGCAAGGAGCCGCGGUUCUGUGCCUUCGUGCAGGAGGCGGAGAGCCGGCCGCGGUGCCGCCGCCUGCAGCUGAAGGACAUGAUUCCCACGGAGAUGCAGCGGCUCACCAAGUACCCGCUGCUGCUGCAGAGCAUCGGGCAUAACACAGAGGAGCCCAAGGAACGGGAGAAAGUGGAGCGGGCCGCCGAGUGUUGCCGGGAAAUCCUGCACCAUGUCAAUCAGGCCGUGCGCGACAUGGAGGACCUGCUGCGGCUCAAGGAUUAUCAGCGACGCCUGGACUUGUCCCACCUGCGGCAGAGCAGCGACCCCAUGCUGAGCGAGUUCAAGAACCUGGACAUCACCAAGAAGAAGCUCAUCCACGAGGGCCCGCUGACGUGGCGGGUGACCAAGGACAAGGCUGUGGAGGUGCACGUGCUGCUGCUGGAUGACCUCCUCCUGCUGCUGCAGCGCCAGGACGAGCGGCUGCUGCUCAAGUCGCACAGCCGCACGCUGACGGCCACGCCCGACGGCAAGACCAUGCUGCGGCCCGUGCUGCGGCUGACCUCGGCCAUGACGCGCGACGUGGCCACGGAUCACAAAGCCUUCUAUGUCAUUUUCACCUGGGACCAGGAGGCACAGAUCUACGAGCUGGUGGCACAGACCGUGUCUGAGCGCAAGAACUGGUGCGCCCUUAUCACGGAGACCGCCGGAUCCCUGAAGGUCCCUGCCCCCGCCUCCCGCCCCAAACCCCGGCCCAGCCCGAGCAGCCCGGCCCCUGGGGUCACCCAGCACUUCCUCCCCAGCACCCGUGAACCCCUGCUCAGCAGUGCUGAGAACGGCAGUGUUGGCCGGGAGGCGCCUCCCGCUGACGGCCGGAUGGAGAAGAUCCUCAGCGCCCUCCUGCCCUUCUGCAGACCUGGCCCUGAGGGCCAGCUCUCUGCCAAGGCGCUUCGCAAAGUGCUGAGCCUGAAACGGCUCAUGUCAGAGGAAGACAACGGGGCAGGGCCUCCUCGAGAAGGGGAUGGGGGCCCAGAGGGCGGCUCCCCAACAUCUACCCGCACCCAGGAGAUGCAGGAGGACCUCCAGGACCUGGAGGAGACCAUCAAACAGAUUGAGGAGCUGGAGGAGGAGUUUUGUCGCCUGCGACUGGUCCUAUUACAGCUCAGAGACAUCACUGCCCCCCCGCCUGGCUGCACUUGAGGCCCCCCUCUCCCAGGCAGACUUUCCACCAAGAGGAACGGAGGAGAGGCCCUGAGGGCCCCGCACCCCACCGCACUGCCCGCUGCACCCCAGCCCCAGGUUGUGGGGCCCGGCCUCCCCGCCUCACUCCCGCCUUCCAGAGAGGGACUCAGGGCUUCAUUCCCGGGGGCACCAAAGGGACCUGCAUCGUCUGGCCAUCUCAGUAUUGCCUGGGGGGCCGCCCCUCCCCCCCCAAGUGCCUUGGCUCUGUUUUUAUACCCUGAACCGGAGGUUUAUUUUUAAUAUAUAUUAUCAAGGAGA
This is a messenger RNA of Sorex araneus (European shrew), 3438 nucleotides long. RefSeq names its product Rho guanine nucleotide exchange factor 1 (gene ARHGEF1). Gene Ontology annotation, cellular component: cytoplasm. Bases 199 to 3138 code for a protein of 979 amino acids. Gene Ontology annotation, molecular function: GTPase activator activity; G protein-coupled receptor binding; guanyl-nucleotide exchange factor activity. Gene Ontology annotation, biological process: G protein-coupled receptor signaling pathway. The record is from RefSeq and is a predicted model, not a curated record. Lineage: Eukaryota; Metazoa; Chordata; Mammalia; Eulipotyphla; Soricidae. The transcript is spliced from 30 exons.